AGACAAUUACUUCCCUCUACAAUCCAAGUAUAUAGAGAGAUCGACGUCAAAAGGAACCUCGGGCUUUGUAUUCAAGUCGGCGAGAUUUCCUUAUGUGAAAACGAAGAACCAACAGAAACGAAUCUAAUGGGGCAUAAUGCUGGUCGCACACCAUUAAUAGACAUCUCAAACACAAGCGUUACAGGUGAUCAAAUAGGAUCAAACUCGCUUGGACCAAUAGACGAUGCUAAUGAACGUAAGAGGCAAAGGGAUAGAGAAAGAUAUGCCACGAUGUCCAUUGAACAAAAGAAUGAGAAAAAUAGGAAGCGUCGUGAAGCACGUCAACGAAAUACAGGACUACCCCUAAAGUCUGAGUCAUCUAGAGGUCCUAUUAAAAACACUCCAUUGGCUGGUAAUUCUAUCGAACGAAAGAGGCAAAGGGAUAGAGAAAGGCGUGCAACAAUGUCGGUUGAACAAAGGAAUGAGUACAAUAACAAGCGUCGUCAAAUGCGACGACGAAAUAAGGGACAAAAUGUGAUGCCCGAUGUUUCAGGAGAUGGCGACAACAAAGUAAAUGUGGAUCUAGAUGAUGAUAGCGACUGGCUGCAUCGGAACGAGACAUUCCAGACAAACGACUAUGUCGCAACGACAGACCUUCUGUCACCAGCAGAUGCUGAGACAGUGCUUGAUGAUCUAGACAUGUCGAAAAUAUACAUCAUCGGUGGCCUGGUGGAUCGAAACAGAUGGAAGGGCAUAACACUGAAGAAGUCAGCUGAGCAGGGAAUUCAAUCUGCAAAGCUUCCUAUUGGAAACUACCUAAAAAUGUCAAGUUCUCAGGUUCUUACAGUUAACCAAGUGUUUGAGAUAAUGUUGAAGUUUGUGGAAACAAGGGACUGGAAGACGGCAUUCUUCCAUGUGAUUCCACAAAGGAAGCGAGGAGAAGCUGAGACCGGAGAUUAAUGGUGAAAGCAUUCCUUUAAAGACUUCUCAAAUCCUAAUGUGCAAUUUCACUGAUGAACAUGUGCACAGUUUUGCCUCCUCGCCUUUCUUGUCAACCUACUAAUAUUAGGAGCUAUGCAAAAAUGUUCUUCAUGCUCUGAAUGACUAAACCCUGCAUUUCUAUGCAACGCCAUGCUCAGUUUUAGAUGA
This is a messenger RNA of Zea mays, 1128 nucleotides long. RefSeq names its product tRNA methyltransferase 10 homolog A. The record is from RefSeq and is a predicted model, not a curated record. Gene Ontology annotation, molecular function: tRNA binding. Gene Ontology annotation, cellular component: nucleus. NCBI's taxonomy places the organism in Eukaryota, Viridiplantae, Streptophyta, Magnoliopsida, Poales, Poaceae. Bases 127 to 939 code for a protein of 270 amino acids. The transcript is spliced from 7 exons. Gene Ontology annotation, biological process: tRNA N1-guanine methylation.